Messenger RNA from Monodelphis domestica (gray short-tailed opossum), 576 nucleotides. Its product is annotated as purpurin-like. Gene Ontology annotation, molecular function: retinoid binding; retinol transmembrane transporter activity. Lineage: Eukaryota; Metazoa; Chordata; Mammalia; Didelphimorphia; Didelphidae. The record is from RefSeq and is a predicted model, not a curated record.
AUGCCCAGCCUUGGCCUGGCCCACAACUGCAUUGUGGACUCGUUUUCUGUGAAAGAAGACUUUGACCCUACAAAGUACACAGGAAAGUGGUACGCAGUGUCCAAGAAGGAUCCUGAAGGCAUCUUCCUUCAGGACAACAUCUCUGCCGAGUACAUCCUCGGGUCGGAUGGCACCCUGCUCGCUACAUCCCAGGGCCGUGUGAAGCUAUUUGGGUUCUGGGUGAUCUGUGCAGACAUGAUAGCCCAGUUCACAGUCUCUGACCCAAACACCCCAGCAAAGAUGUACAUGACUUACCAGGGACUGGCCAGCUACCUGUCCAGUGGAGGGGAUGAAUACUGGGUGAUAGACACCGACUACAACCACUAUGCCUUGACCUACACUUGCCGGUCUUUGAAGAAGAAUGGGACAUGUGCUGAUAGCUACUCCAUCGUCUUCUCCAGAAAUCCUCAGGGCCUCCCCCCUUCCAUCCAGAAGAUUGUGCACCAGAAGCAGAAAGAUAUCUGCUUGUCUGGUCACUUCAAGCCAGUGCUUCAGUCAGGUAUGUACGUCUCUGCUUGGGUCAUGGGCAUGAACUAA